Neoarthrinium moseri is the source of this 1644-nucleotide messenger RNA. RefSeq lists its product as uncharacterized. The record is from RefSeq and is a predicted model, not a curated record. Bases 1 to 1644 code for a protein of 547 amino acids. NCBI's taxonomy places the organism in Eukaryota, Fungi, Ascomycota, Sordariomycetes, Amphisphaeriales, Apiosporaceae. Gene Ontology annotation, biological process: transmembrane transport. The transcript is spliced from 6 exons. Gene Ontology annotation, molecular function: transmembrane transporter activity.
AUGGGGCUCGGUAUCCUCGAAGACACGGUCCUCGACCACGUCCCCGGCACGACACGGUACUUUGACGAUCCGGACAGGCCACAGACCGCGGAGACGGUGAAUGCGCGAGGGUUGAAGUGUGACAGGAGUGGUCCUGUUCCGAUUAUACUUCACCCUCAGCCAUCCGACGACCCGAACGAUCCCCUGAACUGGCCGCUAUGGCGACGCGAUCUGAUCACCUUCAUCCUCUCAAUCACCGCCAUCUUCGCGACGGCCCUGGGCCCCAUCCUGGCCGCCAACACCCUGACGCUCUCGCUGUGGUUCACCAUGGACUUCACCUACAUCGCGCUAUUGACGGGCUACUUCCUGCUGGGCGUGGGUUUCGCAGGGUUCUUCUUCGUCCCAUCUAGCAGGAUCCUGGGCAAGAGACAUGCGUUCAUUUUUGGCACAUGCCUUCUUAUAGCGUCGAGUGCGUGGGCUGGGGCCGUGGGUACGAAUUAUACCAGCCUGCUCUGGGCGAGAAUUAUCCAGGGAGUGGGAACAGCACCGUUCGAAUCCUUGGUCAAUGCAGCCGUUGGAGAUCUGUAUUUCGUACAUGAACGGGGAAAGCGCAUGGCCUUUACGAACCUGGCUGUAUUUGGCGGCGCGUUCUUCACUCCCAUCGUCGUGGGAAAGAUCACGCACACGAUCCAUUGGUGGUGGACCUUCUACCUGGUCGCCAUCUUCUGUGCCGUCUGUCUUGUGGCAAUUAUCUUCUUCUGUCCGGAGACUGCCUUCCGCCGGGAUGCGGCCCUCAAUACGGAUAUCGGAGCAUUCGACGGCUCCGACGAGCAGACUUUGAAAGAAUCCGAGGCACAGUCACAGCCAGUCCGGAUGACAUCCGGACCUAGCCGCCCGAAGAAGGCAUACGCACAGUCCCUGGCUUUAUUCGACGGCCGCAAGACCGAUGAGAACUUCUUCAAGCUACUGCUUCGACCGUUCCCUCUAUUCGCCCAGCCCGCCUUCCUUUGGGCUUGCUUGAUUCAAGGGACAAUGAUCGGCUGGACAGUUUUCAUCGGUGUCGUCCUGGCUGCCAUCUUUCUGGGGCCACCACUGUUCUGGAACGAAGUGUCAACAGGUUAUGCGUACGUGGGACCAUUCCUGGGUGCCAUUCUUGGCUUCGCUAUCGCUGGUGGCCUCUCAGACUGGAGCGCCAAAUAUCUAACCAAACUCAAUGGUGGCGUGUACGAGCCAGAAUUCCGCAUCCUGCUUGUAAUACCUCAACUUAUCUUCGGAUGCAUGGGCCUCUAUGGGUUCGCUAUUACCAGUGUGGGCACUCUGGCGAAGGAAUACCACUGGACCGUCCCUAUCAUGUUUUUUGGAUUCGAGGUCUGCGGCAUGGUCAUUGGAGCUGUCGCCAGCUCGCUCUACAUUGUAGAUGCAUACCGGGACCUGGCUGUUGAGGGCUUCACAUGCUUAAUAAUCUUCAAAAACAUGUUCAGUUUUGGCCUCACGUACAAGGCUUACCAGUGGCUUAUUGUGGGGGGCAUUAAGGAGACUUUUAUUGCUCUCGCGUCAGUUCAGGUGGUGAUAUGCCUGCUGAGUAUUCCCAUGUAUGUGUUCGGCAAGCGGAACCGCAGUUUCUUCUAUCGCCAUGACCUGCUUGAGUUGACUGGCUUGCGGUGA